Protopterus annectens (West African lungfish) is the source of this 2507-nucleotide messenger RNA. RefSeq names its product cyclin dependent kinase 10 (gene CDK10). The transcript is spliced from 14 exons. NCBI's taxonomy places the organism in Eukaryota, Metazoa, Chordata, Ceratodontiformes, Protopteridae. Gene Ontology annotation, molecular function: ATP binding; cyclin-dependent protein serine/threonine kinase activity. The coding region runs from base 107 to 1186 and encodes 359 amino acids. Gene Ontology annotation, cellular component: nucleus. The record is from RefSeq and is a predicted model, not a curated record. Gene Ontology annotation, biological process: regulation of mitotic cell cycle; protein phosphorylation.
GGUAGUUGUAGUCUUUCAGUGCUUAAAAGAAUUAACGAGAUGUAGUAGUUACAUUUUUCUCCAUUUCAGAAAAAAGCGUGUAGGGAGACGUAUCUAUUUGUCAGUUAUGGGAGAGCCUGCUGAGCAACUGGAACCCAUCCGAAUGAAAGCUGUUCGCCAUGGAGGCUUUUUCACAGUCCCCGAAAAUGAUAGGUUGGGAAGGUGCAGAAGUGUGAAGGAAUUUGAGAAGCUAAAUCGGAUUGGUGAGGGAACAUAUGGCAUCGUCUAUCGAGCUAGGGACUCUCAAAAUGGAGAAAUUGUGGCCCUGAAGAAAGUGCGAAUGGACAAUGAGAAGGAUGGAAUCCCGAUUAGUAGUCUGCGGGAGAUAAACUUGCUUUUGAAGCUUCGGCAUCCCAAUGUUGUGGAACUCAAAGAAGUAGUUGUUGGGAACCAUCUGGAGAGUAUUUUCUUGGUAAUGGGCUACUGUGAACAAGAUCUGGCUAGUCUGUUGGAGAACAUGCAGACACCAUUCUCAGAGGCUCAGGUAAAAUGCAUCAUUUUGCAAGUUUUGAGAGGCCUUCAGUACCUUCAUGAAAACUUUGUUGUUCAUAGGGAUCUGAAGGUGUCUAAUUUACUCAUGACAGACAAGGGAUGUGUGAAGAUAGCUGAUCUUGGACUGGCUAGGGUGUAUGAAGUACCCCUAAAACCUAUGACUCCCAAGGUAGUCACUCUGUGGUAUCGAGCCCCAGAGUUACUUCUAGGUACAAAGACACAGACUACAGCCAUUGACAUGUGGGCAGUGGGAUGUAUUCUGGCUGAACUAUUGGCCCACAAGCCUUUACUGCCUGGAAGUUCUGAGAUUCAUCAAAUAGACUUGAUCAUACAGCUGCUUGGGACACCUACUGAAACCAUUUGGCCGGGUUUCUCCAAACUACCUUUGGUAAGUCAAUACACUCUAAGGAAGCAGCCUUACAAUAACCUGAAGCACAAGUUUCCUUGGCUGUCAGAGGCAGGCCUCCGGUUACUUAACUUCCUCUUCAUGUAUGACCCCAAAAAGAGAGGCACUGCUGCUGAUUGCCUGGAGAGUUCAUAUUUCAAAGAGAAACCUUUGCCAUGUGAACCUGAAUUGAUGCCAACAUUUCCACAUCAUCGUAAUAAGAGAUCUAGUAAAGGGGCAGAGAACCCAGCAAAACGCAGUAAAGUCUGAUAAUAGAAAGAGGAAGGCUGCCAACACUGCAGAGGGAGCCAAGGUACAACUUCAGCAGUGACAAUCAUCUGUUCUAAAGUUUCACACCACCAGAUGGCUAGCCUCCACACCACACUUCUACUCACACCUGUGUCCAGUCCACCUACUGCAUGUCCUUCGAAUGUGGAAGGAAACUGAAGCACCCAUAGGAAACCUAUACAAACACAAGGAUGGUCUGCAGAGACAGUAUCCCAGCUAAGAAUUAGAACUAGAAACUACUUGUUGUGAGAUGACAAUGCUAUCCUAAAAAAAUCUGCUUCUUAGAUACCUGGGAGACAUACUACAGAUACAAAAUAAAAGCAUAAAUAUUUGUAAAAGGUGAGCAUAAUCAAAAUAAAAGAAUGUAUGAUAUUGUUUAAGCAUCUCCAAGGAUGUUUCUUGAAAGUUUGACAUUCCUGCCUUCCACAGUUUAGAUGAAAUUUGUUUUAGCUCUCAUAGAUCACUUCUUAGGAGCCUUGGAAAUAUGCUGCACAUUCAGAGGAAAAACAUUAAUUCUUGUAAGAGGUGUGUGCAGUUAAAAUAAAGGACUGUAAUGUUUUAUGAAGCGUCAUCUAAGAAAGUUACUUGCAGAGUUUCACAUUCUUGCCUUAGACAGUUUCAGAGAAAUUCAGUCUGCUAUUUUAUCUCCCAAAUCAUGUAUUAGAGAUGUCUAGGACAUAUGCUGAUCAUACAAGAGGAAGUGUGCGUAGACAUAAUGAAGGAAUGUAAUGUGUUUGUUUUUUUAUUUUGCUGGGCAUCAACUAGAAAAGUUUGACAUUCAUAUCUUUCACUGCAUUGUAGAACAUCACUGAAAGCGUGUUUCUUAUAAAUUGAAGAUAUGCUGCAGAUACAAAGCAUGACCUGUACAUUUGUAAGAUGUGCAUUUUAAAUGUAAAGUCUUGUUAAGCAUCACCAAGGAAGUUUAUUGCAAAGUGCAACAUUCUUGCCUUUUACCAUUUUGGAGAAAUGAAAUGUGCUGUCUUGGCUUUCAAAGGCUGCUUCCUAGAUGCCCAGGAGGUAUACUAUAAUAUACAUACAAAAUAAAGGCAUGAGUAUUUGUAAGAGGUGAGCAUAGUCAAAAUAAAAAAAUGUAAUAACUUUCGUUAAGCAUCACCAAAGAAGUUUCUUAUGAAGUCUGACAUCCUUGCUUUUCAGUUUUCAAGAAAUGAAACUUACUUUCUUAGCUUUCAAAGCAUGUAUUUUUGAUGCCUUGGACAUGUGCUGUGUUCAUUAAAGAAAGUCAUGAAUGUGUGUAAGAGGUGUGCAGAGGAAAAAUAAAGGAACACAAUGUGUUUUCACAGUA